Fusarium redolens is the source of this 1605-nucleotide messenger RNA. Its product is annotated as Alpha/Beta hydrolase protein. The transcript is spliced from 4 exons. Lineage: Eukaryota; Fungi; Ascomycota; Sordariomycetes; Hypocreales; Nectriaceae. The record is from RefSeq and is a predicted model, not a curated record. The coding region runs from base 1 to 1605 and encodes 534 amino acids.
AUGAAGCUCAUAAACAUUAUUCCCAUCCCCCUAUCCCUACAAUUCACAUACGCUACAAUUCUACCCCAAGAUGACCUUCUUGAGAUCUUCGAAGAUUGCCACAUUCCCGUGGCUGGCAUCAACUGGCUCCCGUGCGGCUUUGAUAUAUACAAGUGCGCUACUCUAUCUGUUCCUCUCGACUAUACCGACAAAUAUAACAAAAAUACUACCACAUUGAGUUUAAUCAAGCUCAGUGCCAGCAAAACCCCAUUCAAAGGCAGCAUCAUUGUGAACCCUGGUGGUCCCGGCGUUUCUGGAAGAGAGUUAUUGUUGACGGAUGGACACAACUUGGCUAACAUCGUUGGUGGACACCACGACAUAAUCAGUUUUGAUCCACGGGGUACUGGCGAGACGCUACCUCCGUUUGGCGGUGAAACAUUGCCUGAGAAAAUGAUGGGAGAGGUGCUCAGCAUCAUCCGAAAGACGCCGCCCAACAAGUCUCAAAAGUGGAUGUACGGUACUUGGUCAUCUGCACGCAAUAUUACCGAAUACUUAUUUGCGAAGGCCACGGGCCGUGAGGAAUAUCUUGGCACUGCAUUCACAGCCAGAGACAUAUCAGAAAUUGCCAACGCAUUAGGGGAAGGUAACCAGAUCAACUACUGGGGCAUGUCAUACGGCACGGUCCUGGGCCAGGUUCUGGCUGAUAUGUUUCCUGACCGUAUUGGACGUAUGCUGCUUGAUGGCAAUCUGCUUGUCGACGACUAUGUAGAGACCCUCGGGGAAAACAGUAUCAAGGAUGCCGAAAUGGCCUUGUAUCAUUUCUACGACGAAUGCAAAUCAGCUGGACCUCGUUUAUGUUCUUCAGCAAGCAAGCUUCCCGAACGAUAUGACUUCCUCGAGGUCUUCAAUCGUAUCAUCAAGUUGACUAAGUCGAUUCUCAGCAAUCUCUAUGGUCCUGAAGGGUAUCAUGAACUGGACGAGAGUAUUAGCGCCCUUCUAAACGACGAUGAGUGCAACUUCGAACUCAAUAUUCUCGGCUUCGCAUCUGCAUUCGACAACCCUCAAUCUUUCCUCCCCUAUUGGGCGAUCCUUUGCAGUGACACAACUUUUCGCCCUAAAAGUCCUGAUGAUUAUUUCUCUUCAUACCGAGUCAAUGAGGUUCAUAGCCCUUUUCUUAACCAGUUCCUGCUUACCCAGUUGCCGUGUGUUCAUUGGAAGGCACGCGCAGCCGAGCAGAUAAAUCUAGAUCGCCCUGAAACAGUCCAUACAAAAACCCCCAUCCUUCUCGUCAACGGUGCCUACGAUCCAAUGACUCCUUUGGGUAAUGCCCGGAAGAUAUCUGCCCGAUUUCCUGGAAGCCAGGUUGUUGUUCACGAAGGUGUUGGUCAUGGAUUAAUCUCCCAUCCUUCCAGGUGCACUCGAGAGAUUGUAGCCAGAUAUUUCAUCGAUGGAGACCUGCCCCAGAAAGAGAUCAGGUGUAAGCCCGACAGUACCGUCUUUGAGUAUGUUGCUUCUCAGCAUACGGAGGAGGAAAAUCAUGCCGUAAAACACAAGACUUCGGUUCUCUUGUGGAUAGUGCUCGGUUUCCUGUGGACGUUUUUGAUGUUGGGCGAGUUGGCGAGAUAA